Molecule: messenger RNA, 1323 nt
Organism: Canariomyces notabilis
Lineage: Eukaryota; Fungi; Ascomycota; Sordariomycetes; Sordariales; Chaetomiaceae
Exons: 1
Coding region: 1-1323 (440 amino acids)
Source: RefSeq, a predicted model, not a curated record
AUGCUGAACACCAAGGCAAAAGCCUCGUUAUUCAAAAGCGUGCUCCCGACAAUCCAUCACCCUCUUCCAUUGACUGAACGUCAGUCGGAUCGCCUUCUCAACCUCAUCAACACCUCUUUUCGUAAACAGCUGGACAAGGAACACGGAUUUCUUCCGAAGGCUCCCCGAGUCGUGAACCAACUGCCCAAUACGUCUUCGUCGCCAGAAGCCUCGGCCCCAGCAAAUCAUGUACCAAGCCGGCCCGUCGAUCGGCAUGUGCAUGCUGUCCUUAACAAUCCGCUCUUUACUCGGUCAACCACGGUCGAACAAGGCUCGGAUCCUAGAAGAUUGUGCGAUGCCCACAAGGCUGUUUUCGAAGAGGCGGUCAUGAGGGGGCUUAUGAACAUACCACGAGCUUAUGGCUUUCUCAAGAAUAUUUUACUCAUUCUCAAAGAUUCAACAACAUCGACGACACUGAAACCCACAGAGCAUUAUGGCAUGAAAGAUACAGGCGUGGGCCUUCUCGUUGUGCGAUGGCUGUGGGCCUCGGGUCUGGAACGCAGUCUUGACUUCCUCAGGUACAAGGGGUUUACCGAAAAGUUGACAAGAUUCAUGGUUUGUGAGGAUCUGGAAGACCUCAUUUGGGUCUGGAUAGAUCGCCUUAUCAAGGCCGAAUGCGAUCGAGGGCCUCAAGACUCUGGUUACCCGCUCCACUCGGCUGAGUUGCUCAAGUUGCUUGUCAUAGCCAAAAUGAGCAGCGGCUCCGACGUACAAUUAGCCAAGGGUUAUGCUGCCGUCCUGAAGGGGGAAAGCUUGUACAAAGAAAACUCUUCGUCGACAAGCGGUCUAAUGCCCGCCUGGGUACGCGUCGCUACCGAAACCACAUCAGCGACCAAUGUAUGGCAAGAAAAGCCGCCAGUCGACCUAUUCGAGAAGUUUGUCUGGGCGAACCGCGAAGACAAGACAGUAAAGGCAGACAGGAUAAGAGCUCAUCUCUCACUCUACCACCCGACGAAGCCAUCGCCCGAUCUUGCUGUGCAACAUCUCGCCGCUAAGCGCACCUGGGACGGGGUCAAGCAGUUCAUGCCACUUAAUCCGUUUGGUGAAGAGCUUCCGAAUCCAGUCCGGCGACUCCUACGGCUCAGCGUGGACACACUUGUUUGUCUCUCGCACGCUGGGCGGGUUGAAGAAGCAAACAAUAUCGUAGAGACGCUCAAGACACGCCUCCGCUAUCCUGAUGGCCGGCCGGUGAUUGAUACCUACAUAAAACAUGACUCAGGAGCUGGUUCUACAUGGUCGUCUAUAUGGUCGCCAAAAUGGCCGGGCGCGUCAAUCGAGUCGUAA